Molecule: messenger RNA, 1108 nt
Organism: Belonocnema kinseyi
Lineage: Eukaryota; Metazoa; Arthropoda; Insecta; Hymenoptera; Cynipidae
Product: zinc finger protein 271-like
Exons: 3
Coding region: 215-871 (218 amino acids)
Biological process (GO): regulation of transcription by RNA polymerase II
Cellular component (GO): nucleus
Molecular function (GO): DNA-binding transcription factor activity, RNA polymerase II-specific; RNA polymerase II cis-regulatory region sequence-specific DNA binding
Source: RefSeq, a predicted model, not a curated record
CAUAAUUCGCUCAGUUUUAGGUACAUGUGCGUUUGAUUAACAACUCGUUAAUUCGAAAUUUAAUUUUAAUCAAAAUUGUUUUAAUAUUCUUAAACUUUGUUUACUAAGGAUUGUGUACUGUGAAUACAAUGUAUUAAAUGCUUUUAACAUAUCUUAAAAUUUUUCCUACGUUUGGUACCAUUUUAUCACUAUUUCAAAAAUUAUUUCUGAUAUAAUGGGGAUAUGUCAGAUUUGCAAUGGGAUCCAUAAACUUCCCAUAAGCAGACUCAAGGAAGAAGCAGAAAAAUUCAAAUUUACUAUAUACAAUACAAUAUGCAACUGUUGUGUAACAAAAUUAGAUCCUAUAUUUAAAAAAUCUAUAAUUUUCAAAAAAGAAGUUGGAAUGACUCUUCAGAAUACUGGCAGAAAAAUUGUAAUGGUUAAUGCAGCUACAAAUACAGAUGAUAUGGACAAUUUCGGGAGAUACCCAAACCUUGAACAAUCAAAUAUUCUUGAAAAUGCUCCUGUACAUGAAGAGAAGCCUAUUGUUGAAAGUACAUCUUCAAAUGAGCAAGUCAUCGAGUACAGAAGCUGUAUUAAAGAAAAUCCUCAAAAAAACGAAAUUCAAGUCGCAGGAAAGUAUUGUGAAUAUUGUAAGAAGAAAUUUACUCACACUGGAGAUUUAAACAAACACAGAAGAAAACAUACAGGAGAGCGACCUUAUGAUUGUUCACUCUGCCAUAUAAAAUUUACCCACGUCUCGAAUCUUAUAAGACACCAACGAUUGCAUUCCGGAGAAAAUCCAUACUCUUGCCCCCAAAAAUGUGGCAAAACUUUCAGCAGGAAAGAUAAACUUUCGACACAUAUUUCAAAAGAACACCGUAACGCGUAAUCAAGAGAAAAAUAUAGGUCCUUAGGGUUAGAGAAACAAUUCUAACCAAUAAUAGGGAAAAGGUGCCAUGAAUUGGUGCUCCAACCCUAUACCUGUAGCGUUUAGUAAAUUAUUUUUCUGUCUCAUAACAAUUUUUAUAUUUUGAAUAUUAUGCUGGAACCUACUCCAAUGUUUAGAUGUUAUUGUUAAGAAUAGCUGUUUCUGAUUGAUGAAAAAUAAACUUAUCAAAGAAUAAAA